Molecule: messenger RNA, 888 nt
Organism: Xiphophorus couchianus (Monterrey platyfish)
Lineage: Eukaryota; Metazoa; Chordata; Actinopteri; Cyprinodontiformes; Poeciliidae
Gene: smim15
Product: small integral membrane protein 15
Exons: 2
Coding region: 178-399 (73 amino acids)
Source: RefSeq, a predicted model, not a curated record
UAAUUUAAAAAAAAGUAAAGACGAGUUGCUUUUUUCCCUUUUUGGGGAAAUGUCUUGAACGCCUCAAACGUUGAAACGGUUUAAGUGAAACAGGGAGGAGCUGGUGGUUAUUAUCGCGGAUGUGAACACACAUUUAUGCACUUUGGUUUGAGUUGACGCUGGCCGUUGCUGAGCAGGAUGAUUGAUGUGCGAGCAUGGGCAGAGUAUGUUGUGGAGUGGGCUGCCAAAGACCCCUACGGUUUCCUCACCACCGUCAUAUUGGCUCUGACCCCUCUGUUCAUCGCCAGCGCGCUGCUGUCCUGGAAACUGGCCAAGAUGAUCGAGGCACGUGACCGCGAACAAAAGAGAAAGCAGAAGCGUCAGGAAAACAUAAACAAGGCCAAGAGGAAGAAAGACUGAAGGCGCCGGAGGAACGGGGGGGUCGCGAUGGGGGGAUGAAGGAACCGAGCGAGCUCGUCCCAGCCCUACUGUCAACAUCGGGCUGCUACGCCUCAUGUCCAAGAGGAAGGACGCUGGCCCCUUGGACUUGACAGUGGACAGUGCUGUCCCUGUGGGACUCUGGUCAGCAGGAGCCCGGUGGUCCCCUGGUUCACUUUUUCUACAGAGAUCUCUGGUUUUAUCUGUGCAGCAGCUAAAACGUUGCAUUCCAUAUUAACAUCCCUGGUCUCCUGAAUUAACAUGAUAAUAAUGAUGAUGAUGAUUAUUGGAAGAUAUCUUGUAUGAGUUACUUGCUACCAAAACUCAAACUUUCUGAUCAAUAAAAUGUUCAUGGUUAAUAGAAUUAAAUGCCUUUAAUAAUUGGUUCUUUUGAUCCUGUACAUCACAGAUCUGAAUGAAGAUAUACUUUGAAAAAUAUUUCUAAAUAAAUCCAGGUGGAGAUAAAAUCGA